CUUGUGGGGGCGGAUAUGGUCGACGUACUCACCUCUGUUUCUGCGUUCCUAUUACCAUUUCAGCUAAAGGUCCUGUAAUCCAGAACGACCGUGAGCGCAUGCGCAGUAGCAUCAACCGGAUGUAGCGUUAAACGUUCUCCCAGAAUGCCCAGGGAGCAGGAUCUGUAGCAAAGAUGGCGGCGAAUCCGAACUCAAACAAAUAUGGGUUUGAGUGUCCUAACUGGUAUGAGAGCUGUGACAUCGAUAUUGAUAGAUAAGGGGAUAUUGUUCUGUGUAUCACUAGUCUUGAUGUAACAGUGUGGAUACAGUCUGGAGAAAUGCAUGGAGAGUGGCGAGCGAGCCAAUAUUCUAGCCAGCUAGGCAGGCAGAGAGGCAGGCAGGCUGGGAUAAAUGGCUAAUUGGCUGUGUUUCAUGUUGGGUCUAUGGGAGACGGACUGUUAUGGGUGAAGACACAGAAACACACAGAUAAUGUAGAAUACAAGAUGGGGAGCUUAUAUCAUCAUGCUGUGUGUGAUAGCUGGUGGGUGUGACUGGCUGCAUGGCAGGGCUGGCCAGGAGUUAUAUUAAUCCCUUCUCAAGUCAGCUAUUAAUAACACAUUGAUCCUGAUACUUGGCAUGCUGAGCUCUGCUUAUCAAUAUCUGAAAAACUGCUAUUGUGGAAUUUGAAGAACUUUGCAAGCCAUAUAAGGCAAAGCUCCUCAAGACAAACUAGUCAGCUGGAAUUUUAUGACAUACCAUUUUUUUUUUUUUUUAAAGCACAUGUAUAUUAAUAAUUAUUGUGUGUUUUGUUAUUUUAUAUAGAUAUGAUCUUUAUUGGCAAAAGAGAAAAACUGUACAAAUGGUUGUACGUCAGUACAUGUUUUAUAUUCCCGAUUUAUAUAAUUGUAAGGUGGUGUGGCACUAUAUAAAUGCUAAUAAUAACAACAGAGGAUAUAAGGCAACGAAUGAAGUAUGAAACUCUAUGUCUUAAAGUGGAUCACAUUUGUUUUUAACUUAGCAUGUCCCAACCUUCACACACCCCACCCCCCACUGCUCUAGUUGGACCUGUCCCCUAUUUUUCUUUUUUUUUUAUUCCCAAAAACAUGCUUAAAGGGAAACUAUAGUGCCAGGAAAACAGUUGUUUGUCUGGCAAUAUAGCUCCCUUUAUUAUUAUUUAUAAAGCACCAACAAAGCAUGUACAAUGGGUAUAGUGUCCAUCUCCUGUCACUUACCUGAUUCCAGCGCCGAUGUCCCUCAUCGCUGGUCUAGGCUCCACCUCCACUCCUUCCCUGUUGUCAGCUAGUGGGGGAACCUAAUGCCACAGUAGGACUUUCCUAUGGGGUUUUGGGUGACGCUGGAUGUCCUCAUGCAUAGCUUGAGGACGUCUAGUGGCUCUCUGGUCACAGCCACUAGAGGGGGAGGUAACACUCAAAAGUACUUUUUGCAGUUGAUCGAAAACUGAAAUAAUUACAAUUGCAGUGUUAAGGGACAUGCACCCAAACACUUCAAUGAGCUAAAGUGGUCUGGGUGCUCAUAGUGUCCCUUAAUUGCAAUGUUAUACUUGAGAAAGGUUGGGACUACUACAGAUCCUCUUAAUUUCUUUCACCUUUGACAGAGGCCCCUCAGUGUUAAUGUUUUAACAUGUACAAAGUGAUUUUUGGUUAAACACUUAUGUUUAUUAUCUCUUGCUCUGUAAAUUAAAGUUUUUUUCACCCACAGGAGGCUCCUUCAGGGUCUAGACGUUAACUGUGCAAUUAAACAAAGUUUAAAUUAAACAGACUCUGCAAUAAAGGAUGUGUAAACAUUAGAUCCCAUUUUCUCAGGAAGGUGUGCAACUCGGAUGCAGGGAGGUGUGAUUAGGGCUGCAUAAACAAAGUGUUUUAAACUCCAAAAUGGCAUAGAAUUUAGCAAUGAGAUUAGAGGCAUGGUCUAUACAUCGGAACUGUUUCAUUAUGUUAUAGUUGCCCUUUAACUUAGUUUAGAGGUUUUAUCUCCUGCUCAGUAAUCACAUACAGGACUAAAAGACCCGGAAGGUCCUCUAGUGGCUGUUUGGUAAACAGCCACCUGAGGUGCAGUUAGCAGUCAAAGGUAAUUAUUGCAGUUUAUUAAACACUGUAAUAAUUACAUUUUCAGGGUUAAGGGACCAGGGACAAUGAGCUGAAGUGGUCUGGGUGCCUGUAGUGUCCCUUUAAUCUUGCUGCAAAUUUGUAUGAAUUAGUUUGCGCAAUUCAAAGGUUUCAACAAUAGCGGCUGUGUUAAAUGCUUACAGUAGUGGAAUCUCUACUGUGUGAGAAAUAACCAAGUGUGUGAGUUUUGGUUGUAAGAACAUAAAAAAUAGACUUAAACUGUUACACAUUUAUCAUGUCCAUAACAAAGUUAAAGCUGUUUUGGUGUCUAUAGUGUCCCUUUAAAAUUUUGCACAAAAGUACCUUGCUGGUACUUGGCAGGCACAUUACACAUUCACUGACAGACAUGCGCACACGCACAGUCACUGACACACACAUUUUCUCACACACUUACAAAGUAUAAUUUAAAAAUAAAAUUUAAUUACUGUAUACGAUACACUCCAAAAGAUAUACACACAAAGUCAGAUACGCACAAGCACACAGAAAUUACAUUUUUUUUAAAUUUAAUCUUUUUAGCCACUCUCCUAUUUCCUACCUUUUGGGCGCAGGAGGGUGGCUUCCCUAGGGUCCAGUGGGACUAGGCAGCAUCAGAUGACAGUGGGUCUGGCUGACGCUGAUCCAGACUCCAAUUUCUGUAUCCUCAUGCAGCUCUCUAUGCGUCGGAAGGAAGUGAAGGGAACUGUAAUUACUUCCUCCAGGCGCUGAGGAAUGGGGGCGGAUGGCAAGCAGAGCCAUUUUUACCUAGUAUACUCCCUGCGUGGCCUCAGUGCCGGGAGGAACUAAUUACAGUUCUGUUCACUUCCUACCGAUACACAGAGAGCUGCAUGAGGACUGACAAAUCCAGGCGACCUGGCACCUUUGGGUUUUGUCAAGCCCUGUCUUAAACGCACCACAAUGCUUUAACUUCCAAUGCAAUGGUAAGGACAUUAUAAAGUUCAGGUUUUAAAAAUAUUUGUCUUGUGGUAUAUUUUGUGUAUUGGAUCAUGGCUAAUUGAAUAUUUUUCCCCAUAUAGGGCAGGGAAGCCACCUCCAGGUCUACAUCUUGAUGUAGUUAAAGGAGACAAGCUUAUAGAGGUAUGAAAACAUUAUACAUUCACAUUGUUGUUAAUCCUUUAUGUGCCUGAGAAAUUAAGUCAAGCGAUCAAGUGUAGAUGUGAAUGUGGGGUCAUAGUGGUAUGCAAAUGCAUUAAAUUAAUAAAUUGUAUGCAGCAAGUGUUACUCGAAACCAAGUAGUACACAAUUGAUGACUUGCCAUAUCUGAAAUAGCUUUUGAUUACUUAAAGGACCACUAUAGUGCAUUGAGCUGAAGUGGUCUGGGUGCCUUUAGUGAUCCUUUAAAGAAAAUUAUAGAGAAAAUACAAUAGUAAUGCAAAUAAAAACAAAUUUGAAGGACCAUUCGUGGCUUCACAACUACUUUCUCAAUUAAGUUGUUCUGGUAUCUGGUGGUUCUUGGCGUCGUGUUACCUUGUGAGGUUAACAAGUUUUUGAAUGGUUUAACCCCUUAAGGACGGAGCCAAAUGUACACGUUGUGAACGAAACAAAAUGUAAACAAAACCUGGCAUUUGCGCUACAUGUCUGUCCAACUGUAAUUCACCUCUUUCAUAUUAAAUACACCCACCCUUAUUAUAUAUCAUUUUAUUUAGGGGAAACAGGGCUUUCAUUUAAUAUCAAAUAUUUAGCUAUGAAACAUAGUUUAAUAUGAAAAAUUGGGAGAUAAGAUUUUUUUUUUAUUUUUUAGUUCUACAUGACAUUUUAACGGUCAAUGUCAUAAUACUGUUUGCUUUUACUGCAAUAAAAUACACAUAUUUGUAUUCCGCAAACUCUCACGUGUAAAACAGUACCCCCUAUGUACAGAUUUUAUGGCGUUUUGGGAAGUUACAGGGUCAAAUAUAGCACGUUACAUUUGAAAUUGAAAUUCGCCAGAUUGGUUACGUUGCCUUUGGGACUUUAUAGUAGCCCAGGAAAGAAAUUUACACCCAUAAUGGCAUAUCAUUUGCAAUAGUAGACAACCCAAGGUAUUGCAAAUGGGGUAUGUCCAGUCUUUUUUAGUAGCCAUUUGGUCACAAACACUGGCCAAAGUUAGUGUUAGUAUUUGUUUGUGUGUGAAAAAUGCAAAAAACGCCAAUUUUGGCCAGUGUUUGUGACUAAGUGGCUACUAAAAAAGACUGGACAUACCCUGUUUGCAAUACCUUGGGUUGUCUACUAUUGCAAAUGGUAUGCCAUCAUAGGGGUAAUUUUCAUUCUUGGGCUACCAUAGGGUCUCAAAGGCAACGUAACCAAUCUGGCGAAUUUUAAUGUGAAAAAAAUGAAACACAAGCCUUAUAUUUGACGCUGUAACUUUUGAAAACACCAUAAAACCUGUACAUGAGGGGUACUGUUGUACUCGGGAGACUUCGCUGAACACAAAUAUUUGUGUUUCAAAACAGUAAAAAGUAUCGCAGCAAUAAUAUUGUCUGUGUAAGUGCUGUUUGUGCGUGUAAAAUGCAAAAAAUAAGUAACUUUUACUUGCUAUAUCAUCGUUGUAAUACAUUUUACUGUUGAAACACUAAUAUUUGUGUUCAGUGAAGUCUCCCGAGUAGAACAGUACCCCCCAUGUACAGGUUUUAUGGUGUCUUGGAAAGUUAUAGGAUUAAAUGUAGUGCUAGCAAAUUAAAUUCCCUUUACUUUCGGCAUGGGUUGUCAGGCAGGUCCCGCUAAUUGUAAUUAAUUAAGAUACCUAAUUAUGUAAAAAUAUUACAUAAAUAUAUAUGUAGAAUUAAUAUAUAUGUGUGUGUGUAUGUAUGUAUGUAUGUAUAUAUAUAUAUAUGUGUGUGUGUGUGUGUGUGUAUAAUUUUUAUAUAUAGUGAUAUAUACAUAUAUAUUUAUGUAUAUAGAUAUAUAUAUUUCGUUCUACGUGUAUUUUGAUAUAAAUAUAUAUAUAUUAAUAUCACAAUACAGUUAGAACGAAAUAACACACAUCUAUAUAUUUUUUAACGUAUUUUAUUUUUUAACGUAUUUACAUAUUUAAUUUUUGUAUAUUAUUUAUAUAUAUAUAUAUUUAAUCAGUAUCAGUCUACGUGUAAUUUGUUAUUAAUAUAUAUAAUUAUAUAUAUAUAUAUAUAUAUAUAUAUAUAUAUAUAUAUAUAUUAAUAGUAAAUUACACCUAGACUCUGUGUGUGUGUGUGUGUGUAUAUAUGUGUGUGUGUGUGUAUAUAUAUAUAUAUAUAUAUAUAUAUAAAAUUUUUACACUUAUUAAACUUUUUUUUAAAUUUUAUUUCCAUCCAACAGGGGGACCACCUGUCAUUACAGGCAGCCCCCCUGCUGGCAAUGCUGCAGCCAGCUAUCCCGGCCAUGUGAUUGUGAGGUCCUCGCAAGGACCUCACUCUCACAUGGCCGGGGGAGGGUUCCAGGGGGUCGGACGUGCCGCGGGGGCUCCCUGGGAGUCCCCCCAACCGCGAUCGCUGGCGACCGGGUAAGUAAAGAAAGACUGGAGGGCGUACUAUUACGCCCGGUGGUGUUUAGAGCCGCCUAAAAUAGGGUGUAAUAGUACGCCUUCCGGUCUUAAGGGGUUAAAGGACCACUAUAGUGCCAGGAAAACAUACUUGGUUUUUCUGGCACUAUAGUGCACUGAGGGUACCCCCACCCUCAAGGUCCCCCUCCCGCUGGGCUGGAUGGCGAGGAAAGGGUUAAAUCUUACCUUUUCUCCAGUGCCGGGCGGAGCUCUCUGCCUCCUCGCCUCCUCUUCGGCUGAAUGCGCAUGCGCGGCAGGAGCUGCGCGCGCAUUCAGCCUGUCUCAUAGGAAAGCAUUCAUAAUGCUUUCCUAUGGACGCUGGCGUCUUCUCACUGAUUUUCACAGUGAGAAGCACGCAAAAGCCUCUAGCGGCUGUCAAUGAGACAGCCACUAGAGGCUUUAGAGGCUAGAUUAACCCUAUUAUAAACAUAGCAGUUUCUGUGAAACUGUUUAUAAAAAAACAAAGGGUUAAUCCUAGAGGGAUCUGGCACCCAGACCACUUCAUUAAGCUGGAGUGGUCUGGGUGCCUAGAGUGGGUCUUUUAACAGAGUCUUCCUAACACCAAUUCGAUUGGCUCCUCUGACCCAGGCUCCAAUGCAGAAGGCUUUCACUUGGGCUCUGGAGGUAGGCUGAGAACAUCAUCUGACACUCUCAGCCUAUAAGUGGCAACCCAUUGAGAAAAAUAUGUACCUUUCAGUUUAAACUAACACUCUGUAAGCAAAAAAACAAACAAAAAACCAUUGGCUUAUUGAAGUGAUUGUGGUAUAUACAGUUACAUCUGAAAUGGAAAUAUUUGGACACUAGCAAACGUUUUAUUUCGGCUGUUAACUAAAAUAAAUUCAAGUUACAGUUAAAUACUGAAUAUGUGCUUAAAAUGCAGUUUCUCAGCUUUAAUUUGAGGUUAUUCACACCCAGACUGCAGAAAUUGGAGAAUUAGAACUCUUUAGUAUGUAGCCCCCUCCUUUAAUGUUUAACCCCUUAACGCUGUUACGGCGUUCUAUGCCGUCCCGCUUUAAAGCCGUUGCGGCGGCAUAGAACGCCGUAACGGCUUUGAGCCCUGGAGCGCCCGGUAUACUCACCUUACCGGCACUCCGCUUCGGGAAGACUGCCUGACAGCCCAGGCAGCCCUCCCCCGGCAAAUGAGGCCCCCUAUAGCUGGCUGUGGAUUUGCCGGCAGGGGGACUGUCUGAAAUGUCACAGUCCUCCUGCUGGUAGGAAAUGAAAAAAAAAUAUUAUUAGACAUGUUUUAAAAUAAAUAUUACACACACGCAAUGUAUAUUAAUAUAAGUACAUAUAUUAGUAUUAAAAAAAACUUAGAAUGACGUUACAUAUAUAUGUAUAUAUGUAUAAUUACAAUAAUAAAAUAAAUAAAAUAUUGAAACAAAUUUAAUAUAAAUUAUAUAUUCAUAUGUAAUUUCAUUCUAACUGUAUUUUGUUAUAUAUAUAUAUAUAUAUAUAUAUAUAUAUAUGUGUGUGUAUAUGUGUAUGUAACAAAAUACACUUAGAAUGACAUUCUAUAUAUAUCUGUAUAUAAAAUACAAAUAACCGCAUAUAUAUAUAUAUAUAUAUAUAUAUAUAUAUAUAUAUAUAAUUACAUAAAAGAUUACAUUAGUAUACACGUAGAAUUUAAGUAAUAUGUUUUACUGUUUUAAAACACUAAUAUUUGUGUUUAGUGAAGUCUCCUGAGAAUAACAGUACCCCCCAUGUACAGGUUUAUGGUGUUUUGGAAAGUUAGAGAGUCACAUAUAAGGCUUGCAUUUCAUUUUUUUCACAUUGAAAUUUGCCAGAUUGGUUAUGUUGCCUUUGAGAGCGUAUGGUAGCCCAGGAAUGAGAAUUACCCCCAUGUUGGCAUACCAUUUGCAAAAGUAGACAACCCAAGGUAUUGCAAGUGGGGUAUGUCCAGUCUUUCUUAGUAGCCACUUAGUCACAAACAUUGGCCAAAUAUUAGUUUUUUGCUUUUUUUCCACACAAAAACAAAUAGGAAUGCUAACUUUGGCCAGUGUUUGUGACUAAGUGGCUACUAAAAAAGACUAAACAUACCCCACUUUCAAUACCUUGGGUUUUCUACUUUUUCAAAUGGAAUGCCAUUAUGGGGGUAGUUCUCAUUCCUGGGCUACCACACCGUCUCAAAGGUAACAUUACUAAUCUGGCAAAUUUCAAUUUGAAAAUGGAACGUUCUAUAUUUGACCCUGUAACUUUCCAAAACACCUAAAGACAUUGCUGAUUACAAAUAUGUGCUUUUUUUGCUGUAAAACCUAACACUAUUAUGACAUUCACAGCUAAAAUGUCAGAUGGAAAUACAAAUUAAAAAAAAAAAAUCUUAUUUUCUCAAAUUUUAUUUAUAAUAAAUUACGUUCCAUAUAUGAAUAGUUAAUGAUAAAUUAAAGCCCUGUUUCUCUUAAACAAAAUGAUAUAUAAUAAGUGUGGGUGCACUUAAUGUGACAGCGGUGAAUUACGGUUGAACAGACAUAUAUCGCAAAUUCCAGUUUUUGUUUACGUGUUACGUCCUGAAGGGGUUAAUGUUCAGUUAACAGAUCAGAAGGUAAGACCUUGUAAACACACAAUGCUUUAAAAAAACAACUUUUUAUAUGGAGUCACAACCAGAAAAGAUGUGACACAGGCUGCAAAAACAAAUUGAUUUAACAUCUAAAUGGCAGAGAAUUAGGAAGUGAUACUGCACAUGAAUAAUCUAUAUGCCACAAUUGCUUUAAGUUACACAUUGCUUUGGUGCUUAUAGUGUCUCUUUAAAGGGUUCAUGUGUAUUUACUUUUGCACUUGACAUUCAUUGUAACUCUCUGUAAUGAAGCAAAAUACAUACUGUUAGUAGUAGGACGCUCUGCACUUGAUACUAACCUAGAUAUGCAUGCCCAAGUUUGCACUCAGACUUGUGCAUAUUCCAUGGUAUCUGGGUCUCUUAAGUGCCAUAUUAAUUAAGUCAUAAGCAUUUAAGCUCAUUGUGUGAAGUUGCACACUGGGUUAUAACUUGUGGCACAGAUUUAGGCAUGUGAUAACUGCAAUCAAGGUAAUGGGUAUGGGUUAUAAUAUGUAUGGAUUCUGCUUUUAUGGAAUAAAUAAAAUCAUUUGUAUUACUUUUUUUCUUCUCUAAAUAGAAAGUAGCAAAUAUGAGUAGUGAGAUGUUUUCCACAUAUUUUUUUGGAAUUGCAUUACAAUUUUGGAAUAUGCAUGGAGUAUAUUGAGCAUUUAGGGAAAACUGUAGUGAGUCCCAUAGAGCAGCUUGUUACAGUACUGCAGAGUACAAAGUUUUUUUUUUCAUGAAAAAUGAUUCACUGAUUAACGCCUUCACAGAUCACUCCCUUAACCACUGGAAAAAAAAUGAAUGCAUGAAUACGUAGUUGACACAUGGAACAGGGAAACAACAAUAUUAUUGCAUUAAAUAUCUGGUGCGUUGACACAACUAAAUUUUUUUUAAAGGUUGAGUGGACAUUAAAAGAUUACUCCAAGCAUCAUAACCACUACCAUCCGCGUUAGUGGUUAUUAUGGCAAGUGUACCCUGGUCUCACUUUUCCCUCAUACCUGAGUUCCUGCUGGACUGAGCUACAGGAGCUGGUAGUCAGUCCCACCGGCCAUGUAUUGGCUGAGCGCAUCAGCUGACCGUUCUCAGCCAAUUAAUACAAUUCUGUCGAAUUGUAUUAGGAAAAUACACAGAAUUGACAUUAGCCUAGAGUUCCAGUCUGGCUAAUGAUGCAGCUGCCAAAAGUGGAGUUGGACUUCUGGCAGCAGAGGAGUUAAACUCCAUAUGUGCAGAGCUUCAAAGCGAGCCGGUACAGUCUGCAGGCACCAUGAGCACUUUAAAUAACUGAAGAGUUCAUGGUGUUUGGAGUAACCCUUCAAGUUAGGGCAAGAACAUCUUAGAAUACCUGUGACAGCAUUGCAGCACAUUGUAUCAGAUGGGAGGGAGCUGUCUGGGUGUCUGAAGACAUCUAGACAGAGAACCAGAUCACGAUUUUAAGUGCAGCUCAAUGGAGCUUGGUUUGUAUUGCUUACACCAUGGCUUGCUGCAGUAGUGUGUUAAUAUCCUGCACUACCAAUGCAUAAGCCUUGCUGGAAUUGUACUUAUCUGCAGUGCAAGCCCAGGUUCAUGUGGCUCACGCUAGAUAAUAGCGAUGAGUCUUCUACUCUCUUGCAAACAUAUGAAAUUCAAAAUAGAAGGGAAAAGUGGCCGUAAGUAGAAGGGUGCCAUCUACUAGGAGAAAGGGGCAGUAACAUGCCACUGAUCCCACUGUGCCAAAUGUUGCUUUCCAUGAUGCAUUCCCAAUGACAUGGGAAAGAAUAGAAAAUAUGGCAUGCAUAAAACCUUCACAUAAGACCAUGCACUCUUAAUCCACAUACAUGAAUCUAUUGACACACAUACAAUGACAUUAUAUACAUAUUUUACUUUUUUGGAUAAAAUCAUGGAAGCACUACAGAUGGGUAUAGCUCCAUUCCUCCUAAAUUGAACAAGAACACUUCUUACUCUAAUAAGAGACUCCAUCCCUUUCAGGUGGACACGUGCUGUGUUGCACCUCUUCCUUUUCUUUUGUAGCUUAUUUGGAUCUAUGGUACCGCGAGGCUCAUGGGGAGUUCACACUCUCUCCCCAUGGAAGCCUCAGGACAUGAUGACUCACAAGAGCCCAGUUGAUCACUGACGAAUGGGUUUGAAAAAUUUUAAGCAAAGGCUAUUUUUGGAAUUCCAUACCAUCCUUUGAGAUCUUUGGCCUCUUCCUGGGCAGCAGCUAAUGUUUCUCCUGACUGCAUUUGUUCAGUGGUAACUUGGCACUUAUUUAACACCUUUAUCAAUCAUUACCAUUUGGAUGUGGCUAGAUUUUCUAGCUGUUUGGCAGGAUUGUCUUUUCAUAUGCAUUGUAAUUGAGUUUCUAAUACAUUGUAUUUUUUUUUCUUUUAUUUCUUGGGUUUUUUUUGGGGGGGGGGCGCUUAUGUCUUUCGCUUGGGUAUUACCCACCAGUAGUGCUUCCAUGGAUAUAUCCAGGAAAACAGAAAAUGUAUUUCAUACUUACCGAUAUUUUAUUUUCCUGGAUAUAGGCCAUGGCAGCCCUACACUCCCACCCUUACUUUGUCUUUUUGUUUGUGACUGUGGACUAAGACUGAGGUUGUAGGGGAUGGAGUCUUUUAUUGUUUAGUUAGAUGUUCUAGUCCAAUUUAGGAGUGGGAGGAGCUGUACCUAUCUGUAGUGCCAUCAUAGCCUGUAUCCAGGAAAAGAAAAUAUCGUUAAGUAUAGAAUACAAUUUUUGUAUUCAGACUUGGCUAGGUUAAGACUUUGUUUCAAGAACUGCUUGCAGUCAAACAUAUGCAAAGGUGUUUGCUAGUUAUAAUGCACAGUUAAUAAAAAUGUAUGCUUUAUUUUAAAUAGAAGCUAAUUAUCGAUGAGAAGAAAUACUACCUGUUUGGGAGGAAUCCAGAUAUGUGCGACUUCACCAUUGAUCAUCAGUCAUGUUCCAGGGUUCAUACAGCCUUGGUUUACCACAAGCACCUGAAAAGAGUGUUUCUCAUAGAUCUGAACAGCAGUAAGUUCCUUUUAUGUCAAUAUUUUUAUUUUGCAAGGAGAGGUUCACCAUAUUCUACUUCAGAGGCUUGUGCACAGAACUGUGAUAUUGACACACACACACACACACACACACACACACACACGUUAAAUUAGUAAGUCAAAUAAAAAAAAAAAAAUAUUUGCUUGCUACUUUAAGGACAGUUUUCCUUGCAAUCUUCAUUAUUCACAUUAAAUUUGCAGUCAGGGUACAUUCUUAGGUAACUCUCCUUUUCUGAAUAUUUGUUAUGUUAACCCUCCCCCUUUUGUAUCUCAUAUCUUCAUAACUAUUCAAUAACCCAUUUGGCUCAUUCUCCCUUUCCUAUAUUUUCACACUGUUGGUUAUAAUGGCACUCAUGAGUCAUUAGGCAUGAACCAAUCUUUAAUGCUGGAUAAAGUCAAUUAAUUGGUGCAUUAUUUAGUGGAAUGCUUUUUGAUUAAGCCAUGCAGAUGAUAUUCUAGCUACCACUCCCUUUUUACUUUACAUCACUUUCUUUUAAAGUAUGUCGUAAAUCUCUUAAGCAGAUAAAAAAAUGCACCAUAUAUGUUAAAUAUGGGAGGAAGAAAACCAACUCAAGAUAAAUGAGCAGUCUUAGUAUGGACAUGUAUCUGACCACUCUCCGGUUUAUAUAACGAUAUCCAUCUUUGUCCAAGGCAGCGUAUUCAGACCAGAAGCCACAUAAAGUAAAAGAAUGUAGGCAAAGAAAACCUUUAUUACAACAAAUAUGUAAUUAAAUGGUAAAAUGUGUUAGUGGUGAAAGGGAUGUAGCUGUGCUCAGAAUUCUCGUGUGUGUGUGUGUGUGUGUAUAAUAAUUUUUUUUCCCACACAAUGCUCUUAGAACAGAUUAUUUAAAUACAGUUUAGCUCAUUUAGCACUGUUUAAUUUGUCACCCAUGUUGGAUUUAGUUUAGGACCCACCGAUAUUGGGUUGUUGGGAAGUAGUGGUGGGCUUAAAACAAUAUGGCCAUAUGGGGGGAACUAAAUCAUCAUAUUUGUUUGCUGAGAUAGGUGAUUUUUUAAGUAGCCAUACAAAAUUGAAAGCCGUAUCAUGUGUGCACUGUUACUUAAUCUGUAUUAUAUAUAAAUAAAUAAUAUGGAUGUGCCAUUUUUCUGUCCAGUAUUUGGAUUCAUAGGUACUAUUGAGGGCAACAUUGUUUUUAAGUGUCAAACGUAUCUCUAAAUUUCUUACAUUUUAUCUAUUUUAUUGUUUGCACUUUUGUACAAAUAAUUGAUUAAUCAUUGUUUCCCUUUUCCUCCUCCCCCCCAGCGCAUGGAACAUUUCUGGGUCAUAUCCGUUUAGAACCCCACAAGCCACAACAAAUCCCUAUAGACUCCACAGUUUCAUUUGGAGCCUCCACACGAAUGUAUACUCUUAGAGAAAAACCUCAAACUCUCCCCUCUGCCUUGAAAGGUGAUGAUAAAGCAGGAGAUGACGAAGAGUUAAAAGGACUGUUGGGCCUUCCAGAAGAGGAAACAGAGCUUGAUGUAAGUGCAAUUAACUUGGCAGAAAAGAGCUAUAGAAAAUGUUUGUUUGUCAAUACUGUCUAGCUAGCAUGCAGCAUUUAUUUAUUAUCCUUUUCUCAUUCACAAUGUGACUGAGAGUGACUAGAAUGGUCCUUUGGGAAUUAGCCUCUGAAUGAUGCCCUGUGUGACUUGCUUAUUAACUUUUUUGUAAAACUGUUUUAGAUGCCUUUGGUGUUUUGCUACACUACUGUAGGUCCAAACCCAUGUUUAUUAACUCUUAACCCCUUAAGGACACAUGACGGAAAUAUUCCGUCAUGAUUCUCUUUUAUUCUAGAAGUUGUGUUCUUUAAGGGGUUAAUAUCAAGAUUUGGAACCAUACUUGUAUCAGUACCAUAAUGACAUUGAACUACUAUAUUUUUGGGCACAGAAAAACUCAACCAUCUUCAGCCAAAAUGUUUUGUUUUUUUCUGUUUCUUUCUUGUAAGGAAAUGUAGUGAGAUUAUGAUCUAAUGUUUCUUGAAAGUUAAUGAUUUCAGUGUUUUAGAAAACCACAUUUCCAAAUGAUUUUCAAAAUAACUAAAAGCAAUAUUCUUGUUGGAUAUAUAUUUAGCCAAAACCAGUCAAAUCUUAUUUUAAAAGAACACUCCAAACACAUAAACCAGCUAUCCCGGCCAUGUGAUUGUGAGGUCCUCGCAAGGACCUCACUCUCACAUGGCCGGGGGGGUUCCAGGGGGUCGGAUGUGCCACGUGGGCUCCCUGGGAGUCCCCCCAACCGCGAUCGCCGGCGACUGGGUAAGUAAAGAAAGACUGGAAGGCGUACUAUUACGCCCGGUGGCAUUUAGAGCCGCCUAAAAUAGGGCGUAAUAGUACGCCCUCUGGUCUUAAGGGGUUAAUAUACUCUACCUCUUUACUGUGUUGAUUCCCUAUGUAUUUAAAUGUUUCUAUAAUAUCCCCCUGGUCUCGUCUUUCCUCCAAGCUAUACAUGUUAAAUUCCUUUUACCCUGCAAUCCAUGAACCAGUUUAGUAGCCUUUCUAUGAACUAUCUCUAAAGUAUCAAUAUCCUUUUGGGGAUAGGUACAGUACUACAGGUGAGGACUCCACCAGUGUUCUGUUCAAUGGCAUGAACACUUCCCUCUCCCUAUACAACCAAGCAUUCUACUAGCAUUUCCUGCUGCUCUAUUACAUUGUGUGCCUACCUUUAGGUCAUCUGAAAUAAUUACCCCUAAAUCCCUUUCCUCAGAUGUUAAGGUCAGGACUGUAUCAAAUAUUCUGUACUCUGCCCUUGGGUUUUUACACCCAAUAUAGAUUGCAUCUAUAUGCAGUUGAACAGUCAAAGGUAGUGUAAAGCAAAGUUUUUGAAAGGUCAUGAUUUAAGCAAGUAUGCAUCGAUUUGCAGAAUCUGACAGAGUUCAACACUGCACACAACAAGAGAAUAUCCACGCUCACCAUUGAAGAGGGAAACCUUGAUAUUCAGAGACCAAAAAGGAAGAGGAGGAAUUCCCGGGUAACAUUCAACGAAGAAGAUGAAGUUAUCAACCCAGGUGAGUAGGAAUUCCUGUGUUUACUUAAGUGUACUUUUGAUUUAUUUAUGUGAUUUAUGUACUUUGACAAACGGGUUAAUCUCAUCUCUAAGUUUUGUUUCAUUUUGGAUUCGGUAUACUUGUAUUAUUUGAGGAAAAGGUUUACCAGGCUAUAGAGAUACUAAGAGUCUCUGACAAGAAAGAAGUUGAAGGGAAAACUCCAAGCAUUAUAACAUUUGCGCUUUGUUUGCAUUAUGGUCCAUCGUGGUUCCGUGUCUCUCUGGAAACCAUUAUUUAACUGAAUCAGUUUGCAAAAAUCACACUAUCUGUAAAUCCACAUCUUCAGUGACAUGUUGUAGGAGGAAGCUUUACUUCUUACUCUAACUGUUAAAUUUGGGCGUAUUGUAGAAAUUCCCACUACCUGGAACUGCGUUUGCUUUUUAUAGUUCCUUUCUCAAAGCUCUGAAUGUUGUUGUUAACAUAGGUCAGUUGCUAUCAUCUUAGGUAACAGCCUAAUUUAUUUUACUGAUGAAAGAAGUGCUGAACUAAAUUUCCUAUAAACUCCUGCUUGAAAGGGGUUUAUUACUGGUGCAAAGUUCUGAAAGUGUAUCAAUCAGUAGGAGCAUUCCACUGGUUCAAUAGUGACUACUCUACUUUUGGAACGGUAUCCAGAAUUAUUCUUUACACAAAAAAAAUUGAAAACUAAUGAUUUACUUUGUCUGGGAUAAACACCGUUAAAUAAGAAUUUUCUAAAUCAGCCCUAUUAUUUCCCUGUUAGGUUUACAGGUAGCCUUUUUCUUGAAUGAAUGCCUUGUGGCCUUUCCCAUAUCAAAACUUGGAUUUGUAUUUAUCAAACUCUUUGGUUGUUUUUAAGAGUAAGUCUGAAACAUAAAAUAACAUGUUCGGUUUUUUUCUCCUUUAUCUGCAGAGGAUGUAGAUCCCUCAGUUGGACGUUUUAGGAAUAUGGUGCAGACAGCUGUUGUUCCUGUAAAGGUAUGUUUCCCAAUUUUCCCCCUUCCUUUCUCUACUCUAUAAAUACCCCUUACCACCCCUUCACUUCUGAAAUGCUUUGUCUUCAACAGAAAAAGAAGUCUGAUAACCCUGGAUCCCUCAGCCUUGAAGAUUCUGUGGGACGGCGUGUUCAAAACUUCCCAUUUUCUGCAGGUCUUUAUGGUGGCCUACCACCUACCAAUGCUGAGGCAGGAGCACAGACAGCAGGUAGCCAUGCUACUGCCCUUAUUGGGGGCAUGCCUUUUCCCAACUUGGCCCCUGAGGUGGAUCUUACCCCAACUACUCCUACUGCUGUACCAAUUACAGUUGCUCCUACACCAUCCAGCUUCACUACAGAAGCUGUUAAUGAACCCAAGAAAAAGAAGUAUGCCAAGGAAGCAUGGCCUGGAAAAAAGCCCACUCCUUCUUUGCUUAUUUGAUAGACUUAAACCAGUUGCAGGAUAAAGGGGUUCCGGGACACUUUGAAUGAUCAGUCAUAUUCAUUUUAUUGGUUUCUAAAAGAAACAGGGCUCCUGGCCCAUUUCCUGCCUGAUUGUAUAUACCAUGUCUGUUCUUCGCCGACUGGAUUGUAGGCAGGAAGUGAAAAAUUACAGUGAUUAAAGUGAAGCUUUUGUACCCUUAAAUUUCCUCUUGAUAAUGGUCAUGUUCCUCUCCCAUUGUAUGUUUAAACACCGAUGAAGAACACCUCACUUACUGUUGUAACCUGAAACAUUCAGUGGAGGAACCUAAAAAGCAUUUACGCGCACGCAGACACACACAUACACACACUCUAUGAUUUCUUGGGUUUUUAUACAGUGUAUAGAAACCUGCACACAUGUACAGCUAUAGUGACAGAUUAUUUUUUUAUAUGUAUAAUUUGAUUUCUGUGAGUUUUUAUAAUAUAAUGUUACACUUAUGGUUUGAAUGUACGCUUGUGCAUGUGAACACUAGAAAGGGACUUUAGUCCUCUAAUACUGGGGUAAUUCACUCCAUGCAGCACACAGACCUUUGUUUUUUGAUAUCAAAUUUUUUAAUAUAAAUAAGUGAAACAUGGGCUGUGUGAGGACCUCAAGGCCAGGAGUUAAAGAUCCCUUAUCUAGUAUAUGGAUUGGUACCAUUUUCAGUGAGUAAUUACAACAGUUUUCAAGGUAUUCUUGUUUGCAGGUAGACUGAUGUGUGUAAUUUAGUUGCCAUUUAACUUGUGUUUAAAUCUAUUACACUGUUCUAAAGUCUGAUACAUCUUUGACCUUACCUUGCUGUAAUGAACUUUAUUAUAUUCAUUUGUAUGACUAGAUUUCCCUUAUUUAAAGACACAUUUGCUAGGUGCAAUGGAGAUAAGAUUCUAAAACAAACAUUUUGUUGCUUCCUUUAUCAUAAUCUGUGUAAUUUUAGUUUUAAAUAAUCUUUAUAGUAGUAAUCAAAAAUGUAUUAUUUUCUUCUGAAUUUCCAUUGUAUAGUAACUUUUUGUUUUAUUAGAUAUUAUGGGUUAUAGUUCGUGGAUUUUUUGUUUUUUGAGAGGAGAGGGGGGGAUGGGAUGUAAGGUUGGAAACACAAACUAAAAACACCUGACUAGUGAGCAGCACUGCCAGAAUAUCAUUUAAUUUUAUGAUGACAGAGCCUGGAAGGCAGGAUACCUGAUGUAGUGUGCGGAGAGCUAGCAGUACAUUCACUGUAACAGCUGGGUUAGUCACUGAAAGCAGGAGACAACCAAUUUAAGCCAUCUAUAAAAACUGAGUGUUCAGCAUCAAGAAAAGAGGUGGAACAAUGAACGUAUGCAAACUUCGAUUUUUAUUUUAUUUUUUUUAUUUAUUUUUUUUAAUUGAUUUUUUUUUUUAAAUUAACUGUUCCUUAAAUAAUGAAAAAGGCAUAAAAUAUAAUUCUGAAAACGUGUUUAGCUCCCUUGGAUUGGUAUUCAACAUGUAGUAUUUGAGCUAUGAGUUAAUGCUAUGUUGAGUCUACUACCAUGAUAAUUACAAUAAUAACAAAUGUAUGAAGAGCAGGUCUAUGAAGGGAAUUAUUGAUAAAAACUAAAACUGCUGCACUAAAACUAGAGGUUCCAGUUUACAUAUUCUAUGAAUAUGAAAUGUGUUCCAAGAACUAAAACAAAUGCGAUAACAAGAGUAAUUAAAAAGAAACCAUUUACAGACCUAAUCGUGUGAAUGCAUGAGUGUGGCAUGGGCUAAAUUAAUUUAUUCAUGCACCUAACACUCAUGGUUAAAAUGUGCUUUUUUUUUUUAUUUUUGGGGCGGAGUAAAUUAGUGAAACUGUUGUUAAAACACUUGCUCUGUAUGUGCACUCUCACUAAACACACACUCAUCUAUAUGUUUAAAUGCUUAGUGGUUCUAUAGAGGACAGAUGGAAUUAUUUUUUUUUUUUUAUAAUUUGACUAAAAAACUUUAUAUUUCUCACAUUUCUUUUGGUUCCAUUGCACAAUACAUUUUUUCUUAACAGUCUGCAAAACCGUUUGUAGUUAUCAUUCCUCCACAAUUCCUGGCUUAGACUAAUCAUAGUCUAUACCUAUUUUAAAAAAUGUCCCAUGAAUGCUGAAAAUUUAACAUUUGAAGAAAUACUCCCUCCACCAUAAUGACUUUGUCUCAGUGAUAUGAGGGCAGGAGAUGCCAUCUUCAAUUCAAGGGUUUUUCAGUGCUUUAAGGCCAUAGUUUUGGGGUUUUUUCCCUCUUGCACCUGUCCUCGUAACCAUUCAGGCUACUGCAAUGAUCAUGAGGAGCUGCCAGUUGGCCUGUGAUAGGCUGCUUGUGUCAGUCUUUCACUGGCUGCCACUUGAAAGUAAUUGUAUGCACUGUCACUAGCUGCCCAGCAAGCCAUCCUGAUACUGUGGCAACCGGAGAGAGGACAGGCACCAUGAGGAUUACUUUUAAGGUUAAACCAUUAUAAAACAGUGUAAACACUAACUGUAAAAGGGUGUCCAGACCCUGCACUCAUUUUGCUGAAGUUAUUGGGGUGGGAGUGUUCCUUUAAUCACUUUUGAAUUUCAAAAGUGUACCACGUGACAUGGACUAAAACUUUCUUAUCUUUCUCACCAAUUUAAACUCAUUCUUCAUUUUUAAAAUGAUCUGAAAGAUUACAGUUUAUUGUAAAUAUUUUUUUUUUUUAAUGUGUAGAUUUGAUAUAAAUAUAUACAUCUUUUUACGCUUUGUAAUUCUUUAAUCAGGAAUUGGACUUUUUAAGAGUGAAUUUUUAGUACAUUACCAUCGCACCAUAAUAUGUCCUGUUUUAAUUUACCUUCAACUCUAGACAUUGUAUUCUCAGUGUAUUUUUUUGUAAAGCAACCUCAAAGUGAGAUAAAACAUUUUAACUGCAUUUUGAAUUUUAUUUUCUCAUUCAGAAUUGUGUUUAGCUAAUUACAACUAGUUCACUCCCUGGCUGCUGUUUGCUUUUAUUAUUGGUUUAUAAUAAGCAAUAGUUAAAGUGACACUCCAUGCUAUUGACCACAAUGUAUGUAUACUCAUGCCUUUCUAACAUGCAUGUGUAAUGUCUACAUUUUGGAGGGCACAAAUAUGCUGAGUUAAGGUUGCUCAUUUGACCAGUAUAAUUCUAAAAUUGUGCUUGCUUAAAGGACCACUCUAGGCACC
This is a messenger RNA of Pelobates cultripes (western spadefoot toad), 18701 nucleotides long. The record is from the annotation of a GenBank genome assembly. Lineage: Eukaryota; Metazoa; Chordata; Amphibia; Anura; Pelobatidae.